CCGAUGAUUUUCAACAAAUGAAAAAAGGAAUGUGGACAGUACCAAUUAAUCUGCCUUUCUCACGAUAUAACAGUAGCCUUCAAGCAAGUUCAAGGGUCCAGAGAAUAAAGAAGUAAUAUCUGAGAUUAUUCACAAUGUUAUGCUCAUCAUGGUUGCUGGACAUGACACUUCUGUUCUUCUCACGUUCUUUGUGCGCCUUUUAGCUAAUGAUCCCGCCAUUUACACAGCUGUUCUUCAAGAAAAGGGACUUAAGACAUUAGGUUGCUUGUUGAUUUGUGGUUGCAGAACAGGAGGAAAUAGCAAAGAGCAAGCCUAAUGGGGAGCUUCUGACAUGGGAAGACCUGGCCAAGAUGAAAUACGCAUUAACAAUUGCCACGGAAACCCUGAGGCGAUUCCCACCAAUCUUUCGUGGCUUCAGGAAAGUUGUAAAAGAUAUCAAGUUUGGUGAAUAUAUUCUUCCAAAGGACUAGCAAGUAAGUAAAAUCAUACAUACAUUCCAUUCAACUUUUUCUUCGCUAUUAUCUUACUGAUUAUUUACUGAUUUGUAUUAAGAUUUUCUGGUUACGGGCAUUACACAAAUGGAUGAUAGCAUAUUUCCUGAACCAUCACAAUUUGAUCCGACAAGAUUGAGAAUCCAGCUUCAAUUCCACCUUACAACUUCAUUCCAUUCGGAGGGGGACCUCGGAUAUGUCCAGGAUACGACUUUGCAAGGAUUGAAACCCUUGUUUCAAUUCACUAUCUGGUUACUCGGUUCACUUGGAAGUUAUAUGUUCAGGCAACUUUUUCAGCAGGCAUCCAAUGCCUGCUCCAACUACAGGCCUACCAGUUCAAAUCAGGCCCAGAAAUCUCUGAUCUUUGCUUGCUUCAAAGAAACUUGCAAGUUUUCUGUUGCUGAUCAAAUGAUGAGAAAUUUUUAUUCAGUUAAAGGAUUAAGUAGGCCUGUAAAAUAUAGUAAGACUCUCAGAAUCAUAAUACCAAACUAGCUCUGUUCAACUGAAAAACUAAAUACUCCAAAUUUAAAAACUCAAGACAGCCAAACAUGUUUCCCAUCCAUGUUAGAAUAAGAGUAAACUCAAACCCAUGUAGCAGCUAAGA
This is a messenger RNA of Durio zibethinus, 1095 nucleotides long. Lineage: Eukaryota; Viridiplantae; Streptophyta; Magnoliopsida; Malvales; Malvaceae. The record is from RefSeq and is a predicted model, not a curated record.